AUGGCCGCGAAACAGAUACCGGUGUGGCUGGACUGCGACCCGGGCCACGAUGACGUCUUUGCCAUUCUUCUGGCAGCCUACCACCCAUCGAUCCGGCUGCUGGGCAUCUCGACCGUGUUCGGGAAUGCGUCGCUGAAACACACGACCUGGAACGCGACGUCUGUGCUGACGGCCCUUUCCAAGGAGGAGGAUGUGUCGGUCUACGAGGGUGCAGCACAGGCGCUGGUGCGGCGACCACUGCGAGAGCCGGCAGCCGACAUCCACGGCGAGACGGGUCUGGACGGCACGGCGCUGUUGCCUCAGCCACUGCGGCGGCCGGCCGACGACGUGAGCGCAGUUGAGGCUAUGGCACGUGCUCUGAUGGUCGAGCCGGCCGGAACAGCCUGGCUUGUGGCUACGGGCACGCUGACUAACGUGGCCGCCAUGUUUGCAACGCAUCCGACGCUCGUCGAGCACAUUGCCGGCCUCUCCAUCAUGGGCGGCGCCAUCGGCGACGGCUUCACGGCGGCUGUGGCUGGCACCGUCAACGGGAGACCGCGCAUCGGCAACACGACGCCCUUUGCCGAGUUUAAUAUUCUGCUGGACCCCGAGGCUGCUGCGGCGCUGCUGCACAACCCCCGGCUCGCCCGCAAGACCACGCUGAUCCCGCUCGACCUGACGCAUCUCGUGCUUGCCACAGCAUCCGUGCAGGACCUGCUGCUGCACGGGCCUGAGAGUGUCGGCAAGGAGGCCAGCAGCAGCAAGGCCGGCGGCAAGACCACCCUGCGCACCAUGCUGGUAGAGCUGCUCAACUUCUUUGCCGACACGUACAAGAACGUGUUUGGCAUCGUCGAGGGUCCCCCCCUACACGACCCGCUGGCUGUGGCGGCCGUGCUGAUCGGCACCGCGGCUGAGAUCCCGUUCUACGACUACACGGACGACGACAGGUCCCGCCACGAACGCUUCGACGUGCGCGUCGUCACCGACGGAACCAGCGAGGAGGCGCUUGCUGGCACGACCGAGACCGGCCGCACGGUGGCGCGGCUGCUGGAACCUGGAGCCGAGGGCGUGCGCAUCCCACGCGGCCUGGACAUCCCGAUGUUUUGGCGCGUCAUCGAAGAAUGCUGCACGCGGGCAGACGCUGCCAACGCCGAAAAGGGACGCAGCUGA
Grosmannia clavigera kw1407 is the source of this 1149-nucleotide messenger RNA. Its product is annotated as uridine nucleosidase. Gene Ontology annotation, cellular component: cytosol. The record is from RefSeq and is a predicted model, not a curated record. The transcript is spliced from 4 exons. Gene Ontology annotation, biological process: purine nucleoside catabolic process. Bases 1 to 1149 code for a protein of 382 amino acids. Gene Ontology annotation, molecular function: purine nucleosidase activity. NCBI's taxonomy places the organism in Eukaryota, Fungi, Ascomycota, Sordariomycetes, Ophiostomatales, Ophiostomataceae.